Ilex paraguariensis (yerba mate) is the source of this 1803-nucleotide messenger RNA. Lineage: Eukaryota; Viridiplantae; Streptophyta; Magnoliopsida; Aquifoliales; Aquifoliaceae. The record is from the annotation of a GenBank genome assembly.
AUCUCACACCUACUCUCUCAUUUCGCCCCGAACCUCCUCAUCGUCUUUUCUCAGAAAACCCUAACUAAUAUUCCUCGAAUAAAUAUUUCCUAAUUUCUUUUUUUUUUCUUUUCCUUAUAACUCUUUUUUUACUCCGAAGAAACAAUUUCUACUUAUUUACUUAUUUUUUGCAUUUUUCUACGGUAUUUUCCCCUAUUUUCUCGUGGAAUAUUAUACAAAAUUUUCAAUAAUUUUCAGAAAAAGAAGAGAUUUUUCGAUCUGAAGUAGUUUGAAGAACAAAACAACAACGCUUAGAUUCGUAGAAAAAAUUUGAAUUUUUUAUAUAGAGUUUGCGACUUUUUAUGCUAAUUAGGUUUUUUUUUUUUUCUUUCGGCAAUUAGUUUUCUACUUCGGAAAGAGUUUUGUAGGGAUUUUAGGGUUUAUAGAUUCAUCAGAUAAAAUUAAUGAAUACGAAUUAAAGUAGAGUAAAUAAUCAGAGAAAAAAAAUUAGAAUGUCUGGUGGAGAAUCGUACGAGGUUCAGGUUCAAUCUUCGAUGCACAACGUUCGUUUAGGUUAUAGCGGCGAUGGCUCUGCUAUGUACAAACCGAUGGUUUCGUCACCCUCUCCGACACCUACGUAUCAGCUUACUGUCAGUGGUGUUGGUGGCGAUGGGUCUGCAGUUGCGGCGGCGGUGGCGGCUCCUCAGCCGAGCAUCAACACCAGUGCCGGUGAAUCGAUGAAGAGGAAGCGAGGGAGGCCUAGGAAGUACGCUCCGGAUGGUUCUAUGGCUCUUACGGUGAAAUCUACUCCACCGUUGUCCGGAACGGUACAGCCUCCUACUCCGCCAUCCGCUGCGACCGGAGCAGUGUCAGCGUCGUCGGGGAAGAAAAGAGGCAGGCCGUUUGGUUCCGGCCGCAAACACCAAGUUGCUGCUCUAGGAUCAGCUGGGGUUGGAUUUACACCACAUAUUAUAACAGUGAAAGCUGGAGAGGAUGUUCUGGCGAAAUUAAUGACAUUUUCUCAAAAUACCACACGAGCUGUUUGCAUUCUGUCAGCAAAUGGUGCCAUAUCCAACGUAACACUUCGCCAAGCUUCAACAUCUGGUGGAACUGUAACUUAUGAGGGACGAUUUGAGAUCUUGUCUCUUUCUGGUUCAUUUCUGCUGACAGAGAGUGGUGGUCAGCGCAGCAGAACAGGUGGGUUGAGUGUCUCACUAGCUGGGCCAGAUGGUCGUGUUUUAGGUGGUGGUGUGGCAGGGCUCCUAACUGCAGCAGCCCCAGUUCAGGUAGUUGUCGGUAGCUUCAUGGCUGAUGGUCGGAAGCAAUCAAAAUCAGGACAAGCUGAAGGUUUGAUUUCUCCACCAAAGCUUGCCUCAGGAGCAUCAGUGGGCAGCCCCCAGUCACGUGGAACACUAAGCGAGUCCUCAGGAGGGCCGGGAAGUCCUCUAAACCAAAGCACUGGAGCCUGCAAUAACAACAAUCCGCAGGGCAUGGCUACCAUGCCUUGGAGAUAGAAUGACUCAUGUCAGAAGUGACUCGCUUGUUCUCAACACCUUUUUCCUGGGCAUGUGCUUUGCAUAACCCCGGUCCAAAGUAUUAGGAAGCUUAAUGUGUAAUUUACGAAUGUUUAUUCCUGCAUUGUAUUAGCCUAGUUGCAGUGGUGAAAGACCAUGACCGUAGUUGAAAGGUUCCUGGGUUCUUAAAUCAUGGUAAGAAGUCUCUUGGAAUUUUGCUGUCAAUAUUCCCUUGUGAUCUCUUUUCUCCUAUUUCUGUUAUUGUAACACUUAACUGAAUGUGCUCUUUGAAAAAUAAAAACUCCUUGCA